Messenger RNA from Penicillium canariense, 1557 nucleotides. Its product is annotated as putative mRNA processing protein (Mss51). Gene Ontology annotation, biological process: mitochondrial respiratory chain complex IV assembly. The record is from RefSeq and is a predicted model, not a curated record. The coding region runs from base 1 to 1557 and encodes 518 amino acids. NCBI's taxonomy places the organism in Eukaryota, Fungi, Ascomycota, Eurotiomycetes, Eurotiales, Aspergillaceae. Gene Ontology annotation, cellular component: extrinsic component of mitochondrial inner membrane. The transcript is spliced from 3 exons.
AUGGCAGGAGGAUACACCUGUUCCCAGUGCCUUCAGGUGCUCCGGCAAGGUGCCCGGGCCGCCGGUUCCCCAGCUCGCCUGCAGAGUCUGGCCCAUUCCCGCCGACGAUGCCCCGUCUCCCCGUCGUGGACUCGCAGCUUCGGCUCCGAGCGCAGCACAACCCGCUCCCUGGGCCCCAAUGCCGCAGAGCAGAGCAGUGGCGUGUCUAGCAAACCAGCCCAGCUCCCCAAGUUGCCUGCCUCCUCCAAGCUCUUCUCGCAGCGCGCAGCCUCGACCUCCGUCGACUCGAACGCCCUCCUGAAACCAAACAACCUGUUCCACUCCUUCUCGAACUCGCCCUCGCCCGCAAUUCGCCAGCGCGCCGCCUUUAUCAAACAAAAUGCCUUCUGCCCGCACCCAAGCCAUCAACAGACGCGCGCCCCGGCUUCGCCGCACGACCCGGAAGCCCGGAAGACGGCCGACACCGAAACCAGCGCGCCGCCAGCACACUCGCAUUUCGAAUGCCCGGACUGCGGCGUGCCGAUCUACUGCUCGGAGGGCCACUGGAUGGACGACUUCGAGGCGCAUCUGGAAGUGUGUGAGACGCUGCGGCAGAUCAACGAGGAUGACCACGAUCUGCACUCUGGCCGCUUCUUCCCAGAAUUCUCGUACCCCGGGGUGCAGGAUGACAAUUUUGUGAUCAACAUGACGAACUGGGAUACAUAUAUGUAUACCCGCGAGUUCGAGGCUAUCAAUUCGGACCGCUCCAUGCGCCAGGUGACCCGGAUGCUCACGUACCCGCAGACCAUUGCGAGCGUGCUGCAUGAGCUGAGCCCGUAUAGUGUUCGUGGGAAAAACCGCCUGACGGCCGAGGGAUUGAAGAGCUUGAGUGCCCUCCGCUACUCACUGCACCCGCCCAAGACAGGCGAAGACAUCGACGUGAAAGGCCUCCGCCUCAAAGCACCCCCCGUCCGCAUUUUCAUCCUUGGCGCCCGCGCUGAGUCCUCCCUGCCCCGUGACGUCUGGCUCCAGCUCUCCUACAUGUUCCCCCGCGCCCUGCUGCACCUAGUCUUUAUCGGGCCCGAGGCCAUGGCCAACCGCGACGCGGAGUUCCCACUCCCCGAGCGCACACCCGAAAACCCAUUCGGCGGGAUCGUCGAGGACCGGCUCGGUGGGCAGAUGAAAAUCACUACUUAUGUCGACUACUUCCACACCAUGUACGAAGCGCAGUACUUCCAGCCGUUCGAUCCGUACCUGGACUGCUUCAUGCUGUUCCACCCUGGCCUGGGCCACCCGGCGUCGUCGCACGAGUGGGCAGCGACGCUGCCACAGCUGCUGGAGACCAAGGUGCCGAUUCUGUGCACCGGGUAUACGCAGUGGGACAUGGAGCGGGAUAUCAACUGGGUGCACGAGAAGUGUGCCGGCGAGUUCGACAUGCUGCUCGAACCUGGCGAGAAUGUGUUCCGUAGUCUGCGCUGGGAUCUGAACGAUAUGGAUCCUCAUGAUGUGUCCUGCGGGAACUGGGGGGUGUGGGGAUUCCGUGGCAAGAGAUACGAGGCUACUUUCAAGGCGGAGUAG